This is a messenger RNA of Megalobrama amblycephala (Wuchang bream), 4028 nucleotides long. RefSeq names its product amyloid beta (A4) precursor protein-binding, family B, member 3 (gene apbb3). Gene Ontology annotation, biological process: regulation of DNA-templated transcription. Gene Ontology annotation, molecular function: amyloid-beta binding; transcription factor binding. Bases 971 to 2434 code for a protein of 487 amino acids. Gene Ontology annotation, cellular component: nucleus; cytoplasm. Lineage: Eukaryota; Metazoa; Chordata; Actinopteri; Cypriniformes; Xenocyprididae. The transcript has 14 exons. The record is from RefSeq and is a predicted model, not a curated record.
ACAACGACGUAACCUAUUUCAUAGCCUGCAUCAACUGCGGCUUAGACAUAGGCCUACAAUAUAUAUAAAAUAUAAUUAUGCCAUUAUGCUAUCGUUACACUGCUAAAUGCGCGAGCCCAUCUCCAUUUUUGACUCUGCAGAAGCAGACAGACGCUCGCGACAGAGAAGUCGUUGCCACGGCAACCAGAGGGAUGAUGCAAACGGAGGCUGGACGAUGACGGACUCCGCUUGAAUUCAUGACGGGAGGAAUUAAGAUGGUGAUUCUCUGCCUCAUUGUGUGGAACAGAUUGGAGACACUAAUUCUUCCCAGGAACACGUCACAGUUUGUGCCCUGUUUGAUUAAUGAAAAUACUAAAACCCUUUUUGCUGUAUAUAUCUCUGUAUGUAUAUUCUCCAUUUAAAAUAUUUACACCUGCAAUAUUGUAUAGGAAGCGGACGGCUGUGUUUGCUCCAGCAGUUUGCUUUCGUCAGCUGUGUGUUCAGCCAUCCUUAAGGCGCCACCAUGAGCUUAGGGGGGCAAAGAGUGCCAGUGAGAGAGGGGUGGGGGGCGAAGGAGGGGGGAUAGCUGCAGGCAUUACUGAAUUACAGAAUCCACAGAGAGACACACGCACACUGACAGAGAGAGAGAGAGAAGCGAUCUCACAAACAACAUCACUCUCAGCUUGACGGAACGACAGUGAAGAGAGUAGGGAAGGGAACAGAAAAGCGAGAUCUCACAAGCAUUAGGCAGAAAGACAAAGAUGAGGUUGAUUAAACAGCAGUGAAAUUACCUGAGGGGAAAUAAAAGAGGGGAUAGACGGAGAGAGGAAAAGAGGAGUGUGGGUUUUAAUCCUUUUGGCAUGUGAGUGUAUCCCAGAGAGUGGUGGUCACCCUGUGUGUGAGUGUGUGCUGCAGAGUUUGUUGGUGGUGUUGGGACGCUUUGAACUGGAAUGUAUCUGAACUAACCUCAGGGGGCUUUCGGGAAGACACCAUGCUGGGCAAGGAUUACAUGCUCGCCAUCAUCAUCGUCAACUAUGAUGAUAACAUCUGGAAUGAUCAGAGUCUGGAACUGGACUCAGAUCUGCCUCCAGGAUGGCGCACUAUACGUGACAGCACUGGCACAUAUUACUGGCACGUGCCCACGGGCACCACACAGUGGCAGCAUCCCUCCUACAGCGCAGAGGAGGAACAAAACACCAUUAAUGGCAUCACUGCCAGCCAGAUCAAGGUGAGAUACUCUGAUCUGUGUGUUAGAUCAAGGCGGGAAUCAAGAGACAGACUGACUGAAAAACCUCUACCCUCUCUGAAUGAAAGGCCCUCCUGGCAGGAAGAGUAUUUCUGUGCCAACAUGGAUCCCGACUCCAAGUGUUUUGCUGUGCGUUCGCUGGGUUGGGUUGAGAUCCCUGAGGAGGAACUGACCCCUGGCAAGAGUAGUCUGGCAGUAAACAACUGCAUCCAGCAGCUUUCUCACAGUAAAGCAGAGGGCCGGGACGCAGUUGGCGCCUGGGGAGAGGGUCAGGAUAUGAUGAUGGUGCUCAAGAAGGACACUCUCAGUCUAAUGGACCCUGUGGAUCGCAGCCUCAUCCAUUGUCAGCCCAUAAUCAACAUCCGUGUAUGGGGGGUGGGCUGCAACAACGGCAGAGACAGGGACUUUGCCUUUGUGGCCAGUGAUAAAGACACCUGCAUGCUGAAGUGCCAUGUGUUCCGCUGCAGUGCUCCAGCCAAGACCAUCGCAUCUGCCUUGCAUGAGAUGUGCUCCAAGAUCAUGGCAGAGAAAGCGGCGCUGCAGCCCUCUAUGACCCGUUCUCUCACCAUGGAGAGCAUCUCCCCAGAGGACUUGCCCCGCCAAGUUGACUUCCUGGAAGCAGUAAGGCAGAGGGUGCAGAAGUUUGAGGUGGAGUACAUUGGAAACCUGCCUGUAUCCAGAGCAAUGGGAAUGGAAGUGUUGAACAGAGCUAUUGAGAGUAUCAUGCACUCCAGAGACAGAGAUGAGUGGGAGCCGAUAGUCAUCCAUGUGUCUGACACAGUUCUGUCUUUAUGGAGAGGAGAGGAUGGAGACGACCCAUUUUGGGAAUCCCAAGUACGUUACUUAACUUUCCUAGGUGUGGGUCAUGACACGCACACUUUUGCAGUCAUAGUGGAUGCUGGAACCCAGCGCUUUGAGUGUCAUGUGUUCUGGUGUGAGCCCGAUGCAGGGAUCAUCUCUGAGGCAGUUCAGGCUGCAUGUAUGGUCCAAUACCAGAAGUGUUUGGUUGCACAGACACCUCCUGUGAGGUCCAAAAUGUGGCGGGCAGGCUCCAAAGUUAGACGAGCCAACUCCAUGGAUGGCUCCAGCUUCCCACCUCGACACCAAGGACACACACCUUCCAAAAUGGCCUCUCCCAGCGUGAAGAAGGGCAUGUUGGCAUUUUUUGAGACAUUCCGUAAUAAACAUUCUGCGGUACCCACACCCUAACAACAGCGGCUCUGGGAGGGGAAUGGGGCCUGAUGGGCUUUGAGGAGGGGGAUAUUAGGACAUGGAAAGAUAAAAGGAAUGAAUAAACAUGAAGCUUAGAAAGCUUAAGAUUUUAAAGUAUCCUUUGCCUUUGGCAUUUUUUAAAAACAUUUAAACUUAAGCUCCCCAGUACGACCUUACAAAAAACAACCCACCUAAUUGCCCUUAAUAACAGUGUUUUUGAAGAUUGACAUAUCUGAAUGUAGGUGUGCAGAACAGUGUUUAAAUGACAUUGAGGUGCUGUGCUCUCACAUUCCAAAAACUGACAGAACACCAAAUGCUCUGCAGUUCAAAUGCUGUUAUACAAAAGUUAGUUCCUGUCCUAAAAUUUGAUUGGUUUAACACUACUUAACUCCAUACUGACAGACGCCACCCAACACCAACAGACAUGUCUGUAUGGUUUCACCAAGUACAACAUGUUCCUGGAUCAGCAUCUUUGUUAACCCUGGAACAACGUUCCAAUUAACCAAUCAGAUUUAGGGACAAGUUUACAGUUUGUCAAGUUUAGGCUUUCAAACAAGGUUAGGUGCUUCUACAUCAGUAUUAUUCAUCUAUCAUUUCCCUCUAAUUUUAGGGAUAACUUAUGAGUAGGAUUAGGUUUAGGGACUAAAUUUUCAGAUAUUAAUGUUGUUCCAGGAUCAAUAAAAUAUGUUGAUACAGGAACAUGUCUUACUUGGCAAAAUUACAGUGACCCCAUCAGCGUCUGUUGCCGUUGGUCGGCGCUAGUUUUAAACAUAUUCAAUCGGCAUUUGUCGGGUCAUGGAAUGUCUGAGAAGUGACGUACUGUAAACUAGUGAUUGUCGGCAUUGGUUGGUGUUUGUCAGAUUAGUCUAUUCAACUUAUUUUUAAUGUAAGAACGGACAGGGCCAUUUGUAAAUUGAAUGUGAGAGGUUUCCGGUGUCAACUGCUUCCAGUUAUUUUAGCUGUUCAAACAGAGUUCAUUAUGCUGCUUGAUAUUGCAAACUGGUAUUUAUCAUAUUAUUUUAAUUCAUUAUCGUAAUCAUAAACACAAUGGUUUGUAGCUCAAAUACCGUUUACUGCACUUUGUUAUUCUUCUAGUUAUUUGCCUAUAGUGGCUAUUGAAUCGGAAAUCUCGCACAUUCACAAGAAAUAGUGAGUAGAGAUUAAACUAUAGAGUAUAAAUGCUCUGGGACUUUGUUUCACUUUGCUUGUCUGUUUGUACCAGACAGUCUGUCAGUCUGCUUGUUAGUGGUGGUGAUUUUUCAGUGACUUUUCUGCAGAUUACACCAUUCUUUUUGAGUCUGGUGGAUCUUAAUCCAAAAGUAGGCCUAUAGUUCUGCUGUGCACUUUACAGGACAGUCUUCGUGAUGUAAUUUUCAUUAUCAGCACCGUCCUCUGAUGCCUGUACACAACAUCAGUGUUCUAACCAAGUCUAUGCAGACUUAUGUGUCAUCAACAGCACCUUGUCUGGAUGAUUUUUUUUAAAGACUUGCGCAAAUUAAUUUUGUGCAAAAUGGAGCAGAACACAGAAAAUGUCUUUUAUUUUUACUUUAAAGGUGCAAUAUGUAAUAUUUUUGCAGUAAAAUAUCCAAAA